AUGGAUCGUGACACAUUUUCAAACAGCCGACGCGCCAGACACUUCGGGAGAUCCACUCAGAAUUUCUCAUCAUCCAUCAAUCAACCAGGCUAUGGAAGAUCAGAUAACUACAAUCACCGCAAAAAUUUGCGCGAGGCCUACCUGAAUGAGAGUAAUAGUGCCGACUUUCACAACGUGUCCAGCUUCUUCGGUAGCCCAAAAUCCAACAUAAACAUCCAAAGAAAGACACCGGACGCCAUGAUACACCCAUUUUUCGAGGAAUCCUCGUCGGAUCUCUCGUUCCGCCUGUCUGGUCUCGGUAUCGAUGAGAACAAUAACAGAAGAAUGGGAACGUCGACGUCGAGCGGUCAAACCGAGUCGAAAUACUUGAAAGUCAACCGUUUGCCAAGUCUUCCCACGUGGGCACUCGAUGAGAAUCGCGAGAUUCGAUCGGAUCUCACGCUGAGAAAAGUGGUCGAUGAGGGAUUGGUUUUGAUGUUUUCGAUGGAUAAAUCGGGAUGCCACUUCCUCCAAAGCAACUACUACGGCGAAAACACUCAAAACGUGGAGCCGUACAUUCGUGAUCGAGUUUCUCGUGAAGUUCUUGGAAACAAGGAGGUCUUUCUCACUAUAUGCAAGAAUAUAUUCGGAAAUUUCUUUCUUCAACGUGUCAUUGAGUUCUCGAACCACGAGGAGCAGCAGAUUAUCAUGAGAUAUAUUGUCAGCGAUAUCUCCGCGUUGUGUUUGGAUAAGAGCGCCUGUCGUGUCGUGCAGACUGCGUUGGAGACUCUCGACCCAAUCUACGGGGACGCUAUCGUCGCCGCGAUUCCACGCAAGAACCGUCUCAUGGCGAUAUGCACUGAUCAAAACGCCAAUCAUGUCAUCCAGAAGAUCAUAAAGAAGAUGGCGCUGCCAAGAUGGGAGUUUCUGAUCACUUAUCUGUGCAAAACAGAGCAUGAUAACUUGUUGGAUAUCUGCCAAGACAAAUACGGAUGUCGUGUUGUUCAGACUAUUGUUGAAGUGCUCGCAGAUGAUACUGACAAGUGCAACAUCGAAGAGAAAGCCCGCUCUCUCCGUCGUCUCAUGAGCAAAAUCCUCAUGAAAUGCCAAAAACUCGCGUCCAACGAGUUCGCCAACUACGUCAUCCAACACAUCAUCGAGACGCCCGGCGUGCUCUCUCCAUACCGAAAUGCCAUCAUCGAGACGUGUCUUCUACGUAGUCUUCUCUCGAUGUCACAAGAGAAAUACGCGUCUCACGUCAUUGAGCGAGCAUUCGUCUACGCGCCACUCCCACAUAUCGCCGAGAUGAUGGAGGAGAUUUUCGAUGGAUAUGUUCCGCAUCCAGAAACCGGGAAGGACGCUCUCGACAUUUUGAUAUUCCAUCAAUUCGGCAACUACGUCGUCCAACGUAUCCUUCACAUCUGUGUCGACUGUGUCAUUGGGGAUCGCCCAACACUCGUUGACGGUGUGGAUUACUUCGAGAAGUUCAAGAGUUGGCUGAGCAAGCUCUAUGUGAAGGCGAGAAAGGAUAGAACUCGUUUGACGAGAUUCUCUUCCGGCAAGAAGAUCAUCGAUCUCCUCGAGAAGGUGGAGUCGACCUUCCACUUCAACCCUGGCUACGAUCGCCUUCCAUCACCAUACUCGCCAACUCACGACGUGCUCGCCGCUCUCUGUCCAUCAUCGUUCUUUUCACCACCGGGAACUUCAAGCGUCGACUGGCCAUCACGUACCACUUCGCUCUCGUCGGAACAUCCAAUCGAUGGAUUUGAGUACACCUUCCCGAACAACUACCAUCAAAAGUUCUAA
This is a messenger RNA of Caenorhabditis remanei, 1785 nucleotides long. RefSeq lists its product as uncharacterized. Lineage: Eukaryota; Metazoa; Nematoda; Chromadorea; Rhabditida; Rhabditidae. Gene Ontology annotation, biological process: post-transcriptional regulation of gene expression. Gene Ontology annotation, cellular component: nucleus; cytoplasm. Bases 1 to 1785 code for a protein of 594 amino acids. The record is from RefSeq and is a predicted model, not a curated record. The transcript is spliced from 9 exons. Gene Ontology annotation, molecular function: mRNA 3'-UTR binding.